Nothoprocta perdicaria is the source of this 3362-nucleotide messenger RNA. RefSeq names its product Tax1 binding protein 1 (gene TAX1BP1). Bases 63 to 2513 code for a protein of 816 amino acids. Gene Ontology annotation, biological process: negative regulation of apoptotic process. The transcript is spliced from 18 exons. Lineage: Eukaryota; Metazoa; Chordata; Aves; Tinamiformes; Tinamidae. The record is from RefSeq and is a predicted model, not a curated record.
GCGGCGAGGAGUCCAUGGCGGAGGCCCCAUGUUGAUGUCCCCAGCGUCCUCCGAGAUCAGUCAUGUCAUCCUUUCAAGAAGUUCCGUCUUCAGCUAAUGCUUUGCAGACAUCCAAUUUUGCACAUGUGAUUUUUCAAAAUGUGGCAAAAAGUUAUCUUCCAAAUGCACAUCUUGAAUGUCACUAUACACUGACCCAAUAUAUCCAUCCUCAUCAGAAGGACUGGGUUGGCAUUUUCAAGGUUGGCUGGAGUACUUCAAGAGAUUAUUACACAUUCGUUUGGUCACCUAUGCCAGAAAAUUAUGUGGAAGGAUCAACUGUUAAUUGUGUGCUGAUAUUUCAAGGGUAUUAUCUGCCAAAUGACGAUGGGGAGUUCUACCAGUUCUGUUACGUGACGCACAAGGGCGAGAUCCGGGGGGCCAGCACUCCCUUCCAGUUUCGCACCUCGUCCCCCGUUGAAGAGUUGCUCACCAUGGAGGAUGAAGGAAACUCUGAUAUGCUGGUGGUGACAACGAAGGCUGGACUACUCGAGUUUAAAAUUGAAAAAAUAAUAAAAGAGAAAGAAGAGCUAUUAAAGGUAACUGGUGUUCUGGAAAAGGAAACUGCACAACUCAGAGAUCAAGUUGAAAGACUGGAAAAAGAACUUAACCAUGAAAAGCAGAGAUGUGAGCAACUGCACACGGAGCAAAAGACUAACAUUCAAACAUCAGAAACUCUUAAGACUGAAAAUGAUGAUCUGAAAAAGAAGCAUGAGGAGGCUGCUUCAAAAGUUCUCCAGCUUGAAGAAGAUAUCAUGACUGUUACACAAAAAGCCAUUGCAAAAGAAACAGAGUUAGACAGUCUGAAGGACAAAAUGAAGAAAGUAACCCUUGAGAAGGAGCAACUUGAAUGUGUGUUAAAGACUGAAAAGGAUGAAAAAGAACUUUAUAAGAUACACUUGAAGAAUACAGAAAUAGAAAACACCAAACUAGUGAAAGAGAUCCAGAUGCUUAAGAAUUCAGAUGCAAACAAAGAAAACAUGAUAACGUAUUAUAAAGAGGAGGUUGGCAAAUUACAGCUAUUUAUAGCAGAGAAAGAAAAUAUGAAGAAAGCUUUUUUGCUCUCCUCAUCCAACAAGGAGGAUGCCAGUAUUUUGAAGGAGCAGCUUCGAAAAGCUGAAGAUCAGAUCCAGGCUAGUAAACAAGAAGCUGUCCUGAUGUCGAAAGAGCUGAGUGACGCGGUCAACGUGCGAGACAAGACCAUGGCAGAUCUGCACGGUGCUCGGCUCGAAAACGAGAAGCUGAGAAAGCAGCUUGCUGAUGCUUCAGAUGAAAUCAAGAAGAUCACAGCUUUGAAAAAUGAACAAGAAACUUCCAACACAGUGGAGCAUGAGCUACGCAGAGAAGUUGAAGAUCUGAAGCUUCGCCUGCAAAUGGCUGCUGACCAUUACAAGGAAAAAUUCAAAGAGUGUCAAAAACUGCAAAAACAAGUGAACAAAUUUACAGAACAGGCAAAAAUUGCAGGAAAUCAACAGAAACUGACAGAUGUAGCCAACACUCAGACAGCUUCUGCCGUCAUUACAGACAAAAAGUUGUCUGCAUCUCCAGUUAGCCCCACUUCAUCUGAUAUAGUUUCGGAAUUCGUGGUAAAGGAGCAAGUACGUGAAAUGAAUAAAGAAAUUGCUGAGAAAACAGAGAAAUAUAAGAAAUGCAAGCAAAUGUUGGCAGAUGAGAAGAUGAAAUGCAGUGUCUAUGCUGAUGAACUAGCUAAACUGGAGCUGAAGUGGAAAGAACAGGUGAAAAUCAAUGAGGGUAUGAAAUUACAGCUAGCAGCAAUGGAGGAUCAGUAUAAAGUUCAGCUGGCAGAAAAAGAGAGACAAAUAAAGGAGCUGACUUCGCGUUUGGAACUCUUCACCAGUGAAAAGGAAGUUGGCAGGGCUCCAGGAAAUCAGAAUGGGAGGAUGAUGGAAGGACACAUUUCCCAACAGUCAUUACAUUUUCGCAACCCGUAUUCAGAGGAAAACGGAGCAAUUCCUGCCGUGCCAAGCAGAUUGCCAGUAUUGCAGUAUGGAAACCCGUAUGCCACUCAGGAAAGGAGAGAUGGAGCAGAUGGGGCUUUUAAUCCCGAUGAGAUCCAAAGACCACCUGUGAGAACCUCCUUUUGGGAGCUGGAGGAUGAGGUCGUCUGCAGUCAGCCGUCACGCAACCUUAGCCGGCCGGACGGCCUAGAGGAUCCCGAGGACAGCAAUGAUGACGACAACACGGUGCCCUCGGCGCCCGAUCCCCCCAGUCUGCUCCUGCACGAGCGAGGCUCUGGCUUUUGCUUUGACUCCAGUUUCGACGUGCACAAGAAGUGCCCUCUCUGUGACGUGAUGUUCCCGCCCAACUACGACCAGAGCAAGUUCGAGGAGCACGUGGAGAGCCACUGGAAGGUCUGCCCCAUGUGCAGCGAGCAGUUCCCGCCCGACUACGACCAGCAGGGCUUCGAGAGGCACGUGCAGACUCACUUUGAUCAGAAUGUUUUGAAUUUCGAUUAAAUACUUGGUUUUGCAGUGUAGCUUAAACAGAAGCACCUUCAAAUGCGUAGCCCACCCCUAGAACAAACCAGGGCGGCUUCCCGCAGCGGGGCCGAGUCCGGCUGCCCCCGGAGCCGCCGCGGAGCUUGGCCGCCAGCGGCGCCUGGGCCCUCUGCUCUCCUGUCUAACAUUAUGCUCGAGCCUUGGUUGUGUCUGUAUCUAUUUAUUCCCCUACUUAGUGGAAUUCGUAAGGGCGUAGGAAUUACCUUAGCCUCCAGCUGAGACCAGCUUCAUGAUGCUUUUAGCUGUAUUAAUAAAACACCAAUAAACAAAUAAAUCUCCUACGGUUUCUCUCGACUAACUGAGGCAUGAUUAAAAUCGUAACAAGCAGCUGUUUCACACAGUAAAUUUGUGUAGUUUUUCUUUGAGUAACAGGUAAAUCAAAGUUCCAUAACGCAGCCAGCGGGAGGAAAGGGCCUGGGUCACUUGUGCCCCGCGGGUGCACGUGCUGCCCCAUCGCCCGCCCCGGCAGCACCUUCAGUUCCACACGCAGGGCCUAACCUGGCGCACGUGCUGCUCUGAGGCAGUAUUUCGGAGGUGAGAGGCACUGCUCUGCUUAGACUGCCUGGAAAGUAAGUGUUUAAAAUCAUUGCCAUCGUGCUGCACUCGCCUUCAGUAGGAAACGUGGCUACGUUUUGCACAGCAGUGACUUGUGUUCCUUCCGGAUUUGGGCUUUCAAACCUGCUUUUUAACUUUGCUUAUUUCUCUCCGGUAACGUGUGUAUAUCUAAAUAUUUUAUAAUAAUAAAUGUAGUAAGUAAAUUCGCUUUCCACCUGUUGUACAAUAGUCUUGUUACAUUAAAAGCAAAAU